CACAAAGUGUAUGUGACUGUGGCACAUAGGCAUAGUUCCACCACAGUGAGGCAAUUUUAGUGGUCAUAUGCUCGCGCCCAGACAGGUGUGCCGCGAAGCAACGCUUCCUGUUGAACUUUGGAUAUUGUGUCGCCAUGGCUGCAGAGGAGCUGGCUAGAAUCAGUGUCAUAGCAGACUUGUCAAACCAAGCUCUACAGGAGUACGAAGGCCUGCAAAGGAAGCAUGAGACAGCAACAACUGAGUGCAAGAGGCUUGAGGAAGAGAGAGACGAGGCCAUCAAGAGGCUCAAUGAGUUCCAGCAAGUUUCUCAGAUGGUCAUUGAAGAGGUCAGUACCAUCCAGGAGAACCUGGAGGUUGAGAGGACGUGUAGAGAAAGUGCUGAAGCCCUGGCCACCAAGUUGAACCGCCAGAACCGCUCUCUGAAGAGGAAGAGCAUGAUGUUGCUGUCCCAACUCAGCCCAGAGGCCAUCAGUGCGAUCAAUCUUGAGGAUGAAGAGGAGGAGGAGGGUGAAGUGCCACAUGCAGCCUGCAAGGUCUCCCUCUCACCCCAGUGCCAGACCACCAUCUCAGAGCUACAACAUAAGUUGGAGUUGACAAUAAAGGAGAAAAAUCAAGCAGUCACUGAUCUUGAGGCAGUGAAAGAACAACUGAGGGAAACUAGAGAAGAAUUGCUGAAAGAGAAACACGAUAACACUGUUUUAAUUGCUGAGACACUGCGGCAAAAGAAGCUCCUGGGGAAAUAUAACAGAGUGUCUCAGUUUGCUUUUGAGGAAUACGAGGCCUUACAAGACACCUUGAACCUGGAGCGGGACCUGAGGACAGAAGCAGAGAACUUUGCCGGAACAAUGGUUGUGGAGCAAGAGACGCUGAAGAGACAGAAUCAGAUCCUGAUGCAGGGCUCCUCACCCUGCCAAGCUCUACAGGAAGCCCUCAGCCUGGUCACCACACUGACCCAGGAUCUGGAGACACAGAAGAUGGAGCACCAGAACCAGAUAAAGGAGAUGGAGGACAGGCUGAGGAGCUGCGGGGUUCAAAAGGAGCUUACAGCAUUGAGGUAUAAACUGGAGCUUGUGGAGGAGGAGAAGAGGGAGUGCAGCGAGAAGUGCUCCAAGGCUGAAGUGGAGGUCAAGGAUCUGCGGUUUACGGUUGAGGAACUCCAGAAGAAGCUGCAGGCAGCUAUCAACCCACCCCCUGCUCCAACACCUCCACCUCCCCCACCACCUCCACCUCCUCCAGCGUCAGCACCGGCCUCUAACCCGCUCAGUUCCCUGCUAUCCUUAAUCAGAAAGAGAAGAGACAUCAGCACCGACAUCCCACUUGUGGUCCAGGACUCUGCCACGACACCAGAAGUGGACGUCAGGCAGCAGGCAGUGGACGAAAUGAUGCAAAGGAUCAAGAAAGGGGUUCAACUUCGACCUGUCAGCCAGACACCUAACAGGCGCAGGAGACAGAUGGAGAGGCUGCCCUCUAAUUCUGCCAUUCAGGAACUUAAAGGAAUCAUGGAGAAUUUCAAUAGAACCUCCCCCCAACCAAAGGCAGCGUCUCCAUCAACAGCCCGCGAUGACGAGCUGCAGAGGAUCCUGCUGAGGCGGCGGGAUGCAGUGGAGUCCCAACACAAUGCCAGUCUCCAUCCCAUCGUCUCCCCUGCAGUGUGAACCAGACAUCACUGGAUAUACUGUAGGUGAUCACAUGAUGCAAAAUCAAUUCAUUGCAUUUCCUUUUUAUUGUGAUAUACACAAUCAAUUCUAUAAUAAUCAUUUGAGAGUAUUAAAUGAAAACAGUCGGCUGACUCAUCAGCAGAGAUGGGAGCAGGCUUCAGGGUUGUCAAUCUAACCAGAGGUUAUGUAGCAUGUGGACUAAGUAAUUUCCAUUGAGGCCAUUUCAUUUCAGUGAAAUGAAAGACUUGUGUCCUGCACUACUUUUUCAGGGUUCAUUCAGCUCUUUUUCCAAUACUGAAGGUGAAUCCUAAUCUAUUGUUUGGCACUGGGAGGAACAGUGCAGCGGAUUUUGCAGCCUUGAGUCUUUUGCCAAAGCUAAAUACUGCAUGUCUCUGCAUUGUUCCUAGACCAGUAUUAACCUUGUAGCCUCCUAGUGAGCAAUUACAGGCGACUGUGGCAGAUUUUGUUUCCACUGCUCCCCCCCCCCCCCAACCUUCUCAGGCCACCAUUUUAUGUAGGGCACUGCCUCCUCCCUGCUGCAUCAACCCUGCAGUUUGCACUACCUGUUCUGCCUCAGAAUGGAAGUCUGUCUUUGGUCAUCUAACACACAGAACAAAUCAAACACAUCAGAUACACUUUUAGAUGCUUUCACUGUUAGCAGGCAAACACAGACCUGCGUUUCAAAUAAAUGCACAUGCAUUAUAGAGUGUGUGAGAAGAUAAAAUAUGAUUCAGGAAAGCCAGUUUAAUUCAUUAGCUUACUGCACAGCUGUUUAAAAAGAUGAGGAAGAAUUUUACAACUCUGGGAAGUUAUCAAUUAUUUAUUUUUUUAUUUUAAACAGUAGAAUUACACCCAUCAAAGUCAUCUAUGAGGAAUUUGUGUUUGCACUUAUUUAAGUGGCUAAAACAAUGUGUUCAGAGAAGAGAUUUCCUUUCAAGGUGCAUGGAAACAGGGGAAACAGUCUGAAAUGGAAAAAAAAACCCAGAAGCACUUGCAGUAUGAGAAACUUUAUUCAAAAUAAAGAUAUGAAGUGUUGAAUGAGUUUUGACAUCCUCUCAGUGUGUACAGAUGACAGGAUGCUGAGUCAGAAGUUGAUUCAGGUUCAACUUUUUUCACUGUGCUGUUUGGAAGUCUUUGUUUUUGUUGUUGUUGUUUUUUCCCCCAGAGCACCAUGUUAACACUGUGACUGUGCCACUGUGGUCUCAUCUCAGUCUUGUAAUGUUGGUUUGAGAAUGGCCUUACAUGUCAAUAUGUGAUAUUGUUAAGUUCCAGAACUUUAUGUGUAAUAAAGUAGCAAAAGUGAUUCAUUUUACAAUCAA
Messenger RNA from Thunnus maccoyii (southern bluefin tuna), 2977 nucleotides. RefSeq names its product shootin 1 (gene shtn1). The record is from RefSeq and is a predicted model, not a curated record. The transcript has 17 exons. NCBI's taxonomy places the organism in Eukaryota, Metazoa, Chordata, Actinopteri, Scombriformes, Scombridae. The coding region runs from base 135 to 1655 and encodes 506 amino acids. Gene Ontology annotation, molecular function: actin binding.